UCUGGCCUGGGAGAAAAUAGAUUAUGAGAAUAUCUCGGUGUUAAGCCUGGACUACCAAGAGUGAGUGAGAGUACCAAUCAUUGCACGAUGGUACCGGUCAAUACAAGAGAGUACCUGUCAAUCUAUAAUGGUAUUGGUUAAUAUAUAUGAGGCACCGGUCACUACAUCAAGGUUCAGGUCAUCACAUGAGGGUAGCGAUCAAUAUAUGGAGAAUUAAAAUUUAAAAUAACUUCCUUUAUAUUGGUAAUAAAUAUUAGAAAUUAAAAUACUAAUAUUACUGCUAAUAAUAGAUAGUAUCAAUAGUACUGAAUUCAGCUACGGUUGGGCACGGAACGAUGAGAGUGAAACAUAUUGCCGCCCCCUUCCUUGAAAUCAACUGUGGUUGACCGGAAAUUCCUUCAGUCAGGACCAAUUCAGAGUGGCCGAGCGGUCUAAACUGUCUCAAACCAAAUAGCUGGUGGUUUUGAAUUCAAUCCCCAACAAAGCCAACAUCCCAAGCACCCCAGGUGGAUGGGACUUGUUAGCCUUGGACGGCAACCCAUCUCAGAGAAGGCAAGCUCUGAAUUCAAACCAGGAGCCAGAAUGAUCAACACAUUGUUCGUGGGCCCCUCAAAUAAGAAGAAGAGGAAUUCUAAAAAAAAAAGUCAUUUCCGGGGUUGACCGCCACUUAUACACGCCUCUUUGACGCCUCUUUGUACUCCUUUUUGUACGCCUCUGUGUCGUAAGAAGAGAAUCCAACAUUCGUUAGGCAGUUCUUGAACCGUCUAAGCGAAUGCGCCUGAAAGUACCCAACCAAGAAUGAAUAUUUUGAGUAUCAACGAAAAGAAUUUAACGCCUCUGCUUAUUAGCUAAAAUAAUUGAUCUAGGGGAACGACUAUUUCUAUGCAACUGUCAAAUUGUUAAACAAAUUUGCAUCUAUUUUUGUCAUUCAUUUGUUCCUUAUGUACGUAUUGACACAAUAAUUAACCAAUUGAAGACAUCUAAGAUCUGUUUCCUCCCAGCUUGUGGCACCCCAACAUGGUCAUCUCAAACUUCGCCCACGAGGAUUCCUACAUGCUGCACGGGAACGAUCGCCUCCUGCUGGAUGACUCUGGACGCGUACACAUGACCUUUCAAUUUUUCUCAAGGACGAAUUGUAACCUGGAUUUCACCAACUAUCCCUUUGACAAACAGGUGAUUUGUUAUAGGAACAACGUGUGACUUUUUUUAUGACAAACACGAGACUUAAGGUUUGCCAACUUUAUUAUUAUAGUCACCAACUGUCGACUUUCUGUAAAGAACGGGGGCUUCUUGUCCUUAUAUAUUAGGCAAGUGGAUAACUUUGUAUUUGACUAAUUGAUGGCUUUAUACUUGACUUAUUUGUUACUGUAUAACUGAACGAAAUCUGAUUGAAAUGGUCCUACACAUGCCUGCCUUCUAGCCUCAAAAAUGUCGGCUUCACACACUGGUAGUGAUACAUCUUUACUAGAUACGCCUCACAGUACCCACACAACUAUCAUUGUGCCCUCACAAAACUACCAUUGUACACAGACAAAACUAUCACUGUACACAGACACAACAAUCAUUGUACCUGGGUUCAACUAUCACUGUAAACCAGACAUAACUAUCAGUGUACACAGACACAACAAUCAUUGUACCUGGGUUCAACUAUCACUGUAAACCAGACAUAACUAUCAGUGUACACAGACACAACUAUCAUUGUACCUGGGCUCAACUAUCACUGUAAACCAGACAUAACUAUCAGUGUACACAGACACAACAAUCAUUGUACCUGGGUUCAACUAUCACUGUAAACUAGACAUAACUAUCAGUGUACACAGACACAACAAUCAUUGUACCUGGGUUCAACUAUCACUGUAAACCAGACAUAACUAUCAGUGUACACAGACACAACAAUCAUUGUACCUGGGUUCAACUAUCACUGUAAACCAGACAUAACUAUCACUGUACACAGACACAACAAUCAUUGUACCUAGGUUCAACUAUCAUUUUACCCACGCAUAACCAUCAUAGCACGCUAACACAACUAUCCUUGUAUCAGAAACAAAUAUCACAGUACGCCAGACAAAACUAUGACGGUACCCGGUCACAAAUAUCAUAUACCACGAAACAGCUAUCACUGUACCCAGACACAACUAUCACUGUACCCAGAUACAACUUUCACUGUACCCAAACACAACUAUCACUGUACCCAGACACAACUAUCACUGUACCCAGAUACAACUAUCACUGUACCCAGAUACAACUUUUACUGUACCCAAACACAACUAUCACUGUACCCAGAUACAACUAUCACUGUACCCAGAUACAACUUUUACUGUACCCAAACACAACUAUCACUGUACCCAGAUACAACUAUCACUGUACCCAGAUACAACUUUUACUGUACCCAAACACAACUAUCACUGUACCCAGACACAACUAUCACUGUACCCAGAUACAACUAUCACUGUACCCAGAUACAACUUUUACUGUACCCAAACACAACUAUCACUGUACCCAGACACAACUAUCACUGUACCCAGACUCUACUAUCACUGUACCCAGACUCUACUAUCACUGUACCCAGACUCUACUAUCACUGUACCCAGACUCUACUAUCACUGUACCCAGACUCUACUAUAACUGUACACAGACUCUACUAUCACUGUACACAGACUACACUAUCACUGUAACCAGACUCUACUAUCACUGUACCCAGACUCUACUAUCACUGUACACAGACUCUACUAUCACUGUACCCAGACACAGCUAUCUUUGUUCGCACUAUGCUUUUAAUUCUUGCAAAAUAAAACUUUUUUUUUUCAGCUUUCUCAUAAAGGUCCUAAUUUUAUUGGGUGCUGACAGUUGCGAAUUGAAUAUAUAUUUAUUAUUUUAUGACCAAAUAGGUACGUUCCCUUAUACUACGAGACUCUAGACCAGUGACGUCGUUAGGGAGUACCUCCCCCGUCAGCACUUACUUUCUUAAUGUGAGGGCUGGCAUUUCAGCUCGAUGUUGAGUUUUAUUCAUUGCAGGGGUUGGCAUAAGGCUUGACCGGCACCAGUGGGGGGGGGGCGGCCUUUGACCUUUGCCCUAUCUACCUCACUGCUCCGGAGCAUUGAUUAAUGCUUUGGGAUUUAGCCAUUCCCCUCCUCCCCCCCUCCCUCCUCUUUGGUUUUGAAAGUCCUAUUUAUUUAACAAUGUUCCUUACCUCCAGGAAUGUGACCUCAUCGUGUUGCCCUUCCUAGACGAGUGCCAGUUCACCAUGACCACGGAUAAUGCCUCAAACUUAACUGACCCUUUCCAGAUCAACGGGGAGUGGUCGAUAGAGGCCCGAUCGGCGGACACAGAGAUGUACACGUGGGGGCAAAAGAGCGUCCCCAUCUUGAGGUAGAUCUGUCACGUGAUUGUGGUGUGGGUCGUGUGGAUUUGUUGGUAGGGAAUAUAAUUGUGGUGAGCCACUUGGUGCACACAAAUGUACUGUACGAUUGGAACGGAAGAGUGGGCAGUGUUAAACCAGGUAUGGGAAACCUUCGGCCCGUGGGCCACAUGGGGCCCGCUCAAAUGUUUGAUGCAGCCAGCAAGACCCCUUUUGAACUUAAUUAUUAUUAUUUUUUUUUUUUAAUAUCCUCAUCGUGAGAAAAAAAUGAAAUGAUAAUUAUUUGUAAAAUUUAAAAUAAAAAUAGUAAUAAAAAUGACAAAUAAGAAAAACGCUUAUUUUGGAACUUUAUUUGUCCUGAGCCCUCCACGCAACAAGGCUGCCCCCCCCCCUUUUCCACUGUGCUGAAAGCAGAUGGACAAGGGAGGGGACAUGGCAGUUAACAAACUGUUGUUGGGAGGGGGGAGAAUAAUAUCAUAGGAGGUGGUAGAAAGCAGUUAGCGGUCGCUUUUUGGGGACAGGUUAUCAAACUUUGAAUUGCAGGUGGGUCGUGUGAAGGAUUGUGUGUAGUAGAGGGAGAACGGUAGGUGGAUAGGUGAUUUUGGUAGGAGGAUAGGUGACAAUGGUGGUAACAUAGGACACAUUGGUGGGGAGAUGGGUGAGGUUGGUAGGAUAGGUGAGAUUGUUAGGACAGGUGAUAUUGAAACUAGUAGGAUAGGGGAAAUAUGUAGGAUAGGUGAGAUUGGUAGGAUAGGUGAGAUUGGUAGGUUAGGUGAUAUUAACAUUAGUAGGAUACGUGAUAUUUGGUAGGAUAGAUGUGAAUUGGUAGGAUAGAUGAGAUUGUAUGAUAGGUGAGAUUGGUAGGAUAGGUGCGAUUGGUAGGAUAGGUGAAAUUGGUAGGAUAGGUGGCAUUGGUAGGAUAGGUGAGAUUAGUAUGAUAGAUGAGAUUGGCAGGUUGGAGAGGGAGAUUGUGGAAGGAGUUGGGCUGUGCAGAGUUGUGAUCAGAGAAAAGAGGUUAUCGAUGGAGGGGUAUCUUUAAAAAAAAGGAACAUUGUUUUGUUCCUUUGUUAUAAAGACGUGAGAAUCAAAAUCCUGUUAACAGUGGCAUAUGGAUUGGGGGGUGGGGGAGGGGGACGAUCCACCCCUGGCAGUAUUCUCUUUAUAGCGUUGGAAUGUUCGCCCAGCAGCAGCGUUAUUCGUGGAAGAUGAGAGACAGAAAUCUUGGCCCACCCCCGACGGCACUAACCUACGCCACUGCCUGGCAGGCUGAUUAAGUUUAAAGAAAAGGAAAGGGGGGGGGGAUGUUAUUUCACUCCAUCUUGGUACAUGGCAAAGUCGCUUCCAGGAAAGCUCUCAGUGUGUGUGGGAUUCUGAGCGGGUUUUAUUUCACUGUAGGUGUCGUAUCUUCAGUAACUAAUGCUACGAGUGUAUGCCAAUCUCUUACAUACGGAUAUUGUAAUGCACGGGCCGUGUUGGUCAGUCCUAUAAAACUGCUACGCGUCAGCAUCCUGUACCGUAAAACUGUACUUGGUCGAAUCGCUGCUUACGGUCCCGUACACUUGGCAUUGGCCACUAACAUCAUGCUGCCCCGUACACUUGGCAUUGGCCACUAACAGCAUGCUGCCCCGUACACUUGGCAUUAGCCACUAACAUCAUUCUGCACGUACACUUGGCAUUGGCCACUAACAUCAUGCUGCCCCGUACACUUGGCAUUGGCCACUAACAUCAUGCUUCCCCGUACACUUGGCAUUGGCCACUAACAUCAUGCUGCCCAGUACACUUGGCUUUGACCACUAACAUCAUGCUGCCCCGUACACUUGGCAUUGGCCACUAACAUCAUGCUUCCCCGUACACUUGGCAUUGGCCCCUAACCUCAUGCUGCCCCGUACACUUUGCAUUGGCCACUAACAUCAUGCUUCCCCGUACACUUGGCAUUGGCCACUAACAUCAUGCUGCCCAGUACACUUGGCAUUGACCACUAACAUCAUGCUGCCCCGUACACUUGGCAUUGGCCACUAACAUCAUGCUGCCCCGUACACUUGGCAUUGACCACUAACAUCAUGCUGCCCCGUACAAGCCGGCCUUGAUUUAAAAACCAACCAAUAUAUAAAUAUAUGUUAAGAUCUUUUGGUCUCUCCUCAUCCCGUACGGAUUGAAAUAUCGUACAAGAAAUUAAAAUUGUUAAACCGUUCUUCGUCACCACAGAGUUAAAAUGCUGCUGAGGAGGAGCGUGCUGUUCUACAUCAUCGCGAU
Messenger RNA from Lymnaea stagnalis (great pond snail), 5612 nucleotides. NCBI's taxonomy places the organism in Eukaryota, Metazoa, Mollusca, Gastropoda, Lymnaeidae. The record is from the annotation of a GenBank genome assembly.